AUGUUAAAAUCAAUAACAAGGAGAAGAAAAAAAUAUAUUUUCUUAGAUUACUUGAUUGUUUUGUUAACAGCAAUGUAUCUACGAAUCAGAAGUGUUGAUAUGGAUUUUUACAGCUCUCUUUAACCUAAUUACUUGUGGCUACUCACCAUUCUAUUUGGAUUGAUGUUCGCGAAAAUAGGCAGGGUAUGGUGCAUCUUUAUAUGUGUAAUUAUGAAUCUAUUCAGCAUCUACUUCCUAAGCAGUACAACUCAUGUGGUUUUUGUAUCUAGCAUUUAUAAAAUGACAUAUGACAGUUUGAUUCUAUUAGUCAUUGGUCACACUUUGUAUCUAUUUAGAGAAAGAGCGGUUCAAGCCCUGACCUAUUGCUACAGUUACCUUGAAUUGGCUCAGCUAUUCAUGAAUUUAAAAUAUUUCAAAUACUUCCUCUUCCUCCUCAUAGUCUCUUUAUCAACCUUACGCUUAAGAUGCAGGUCAUUGCCUACAACUAAUUACUUCAUCGUGAUCAAACAUCUGUGCACUGCUCGCAUGGCUGUCAUAAUAUUGAUACUAUUCUUGUAGAUCCUGUUAACAACAAUCAACCUCAAUACAUUUGUAGGAGCAUUCACCUCCUCCUUGGCAAGAUAUAUCAUCCUAUUCUUAUACCCCUUCUACUUCCUGCCAUUAAUUCGCCAUAUUCAAUAUACCAGCGAGUCACUUCUGAUAUUGAAUGUUGCUAUCAGUGGGCUGUUCCUAUUUGAUUAAUUGGCAGUAUUUUUGGUGGCAUCCAUAUUCAUCCCAAUCAUAUUUAUCGUGUAAUUUACCAUAUUCAUUUACAUAUUUCGAGAAAUCGAUCCAAAGAUAUCACGGACAAUUAAAUACAUUAACUACGAUGCCGUUGUUCUAAUUAAUUACAUCAUUUUGAGAUACGCUCAUUCUAAUUACGAAUCAUUUACAUAACACAAAACCAUAAUCUAUUUUCUAUCAGCCAUUAUUGCAAUAUUUUUAUUUAUCAGAAAUAAAAACAUAUGCAAAAGCUUCACAAAUAAGCAGAAUUAUUACAAUAAUACUUAUGAUUAAUUUGAAAGUGCAAGAAAUGAUGAUACUGUUUUGUGA
Molecule: messenger RNA, 1092 nt
Organism: Paramecium tetraurelia
Lineage: Eukaryota; Ciliophora; Oligohymenophorea; Peniculida; Parameciidae
Exons: 3
Source: RefSeq, a predicted model, not a curated record